AUGACAGCCAAAGGUAUUCCACAUUACGAUCGAGCGGCUCGUAUCAUUUUAAAGGACUACGUCAGAGGUCGUCUUCGAUACUGCCACCCACCUCCAGGCGUGAGUCUGGAUGAUUAUCGUCUCGCCGGUGUCCUUAUUGACUCUUCACUACUCUCUUUGUGUAAACCUGGUAUUUCUCCCGGUACCGAUAUUUCCAUCCUUCCAAGAAGAAUCAAUAGUCCUUCAUCAUCAACCAUUGAUGUUUCAACCCCUAGCCUUGUUGCAGAGUCAGUCACUGAAGUCAAAUCUUCACCAGAUCACUUGGCAUGUCUUGCUGCUUCUUUACAUAUUGAGGUUACUGACCUCUGUCAUCUUCCUAACGAUAAACUACAUACUCUGCUUAUAAGCCGUCACAAGGUUUCUAAGCCACUUCUAGGUCAGGAAAAAGGAGACCUUGAUGAGAUAGAUCGAUCUAUGUCAUUCGGAUAUGGCUACAAGUCUAAGCAAUUUGUUACUCUCCGACUCAGUGAUUCUAAUGAGAAAGAGAGAAUAUCUACUCAGAUGACGGAUGAAGUUGGUGUGCAUUUGGAAAACGAUGAUAAUGAAGGUUCAUAUGCUCCCUCCACUUGCUCCUGGGAGACGGCCUCUACCUCAGCUUCCUCAAAUCUGGUCUCGGGUCGAACACCAGUAGAUUUCUCUGUGGAUGACGAAAGGCCUUCGCGCAUGUUCUCCAACUACAAGAAGUUAAACAAUCUUCAUCGGCCAGCCAAGACUUGUGGUGGCAACCCAGUAAACACAAUAAAAAAAGGAAAGAAAAAGGAGAAACUAAGACGCGUUUUUGCCCAUCUGGAUAUUCAUGAAAAUACCUAA
Protopolystoma xenopodis is the source of this 849-nucleotide messenger RNA. The record is from the annotation of a GenBank genome assembly. NCBI's taxonomy places the organism in Eukaryota, Metazoa, Platyhelminthes, Monogenea, Polystomatidea, Polystomatidae.